Messenger RNA from Aspergillus pseudotamarii, 653 nucleotides. RefSeq lists its product as uncharacterized. The record is from RefSeq and is a predicted model, not a curated record. Lineage: Eukaryota; Fungi; Ascomycota; Eurotiomycetes; Eurotiales; Aspergillaceae. The transcript is spliced from 2 exons. The coding region runs from base 98 to 514 and encodes 138 amino acids. Gene Ontology annotation, biological process: protein ubiquitination.
UACUUAAGCCCAUUGAGUAAGCCAUAUUAGCGUAAUUAUCUCCCAUCGUCAUAUCCGAUACUAUACUAAGUGAAACCUAUGACCCAGUCAGAGUUCCAUGGCCGAAUACUACGUGUAUAUGCCAUCGAAGACAGAAAGAGGUGGUUUGACAAAACAAGAGCUAGCAUUGGCACCCAUGCCAUGCUACUUUGGAUCUAAAGACUGGACAGUGAGCCAGCCAUGCGCACUACCUAAAGAAUGUGAGCUUUGCUUGGAGCAGUUGGGUCCGGAAUCCGCUUAUCGUAUUCUACCGUGUAAACAUAUCUUCCAUUUACCCUGUAUCGACUGUUGGCUCUACACGGAAGAUGCGAGCUGCCCGCUUUGCCGUCGUACAUUCUAUGAAUAUCGCCGCCCAAGAACUCUCUGCGUUUUACCACCUAGCCCGUCUUCUGGUGAUGUAUGGCAUAGACGACGCCAUGCAUCGGUCGGCGGGGUGAGGUCGUGGGUUAAAAAGCGAUUCUCUACUCACUCAUAAGAUGUAUGUUUUACUUCUAUGUGUUUUGUCCUCACUUCACAUUGUAUGGUCAAAAUACAAUGUUUACCGCUCGAUGUUUAAAUAAUGCUAUGACCCCGGUGCAAUCAAUUUGAGAAUAAUCGUUUGUAUCUUCCAUGCA